CCAUGAGUUAGCCACUAUAGUCAGCAUUUCUGUACCUCUUGAUCAUGUUCCUCUGUCUUAGUGCAGAUUUUUGCCAGUCUAUCUCUUAUGGUCAUUAAUUCACCACAACACACACCAUUAUCUUUCUCUUUCUUCUUUAUUUAUCUUUCUACAUACUUCUUUUUAUUUUUUAUUUACUUUUUGUUUUAUCUUAAAUAUAUUUACACCAACAAUAUACUCUCAUUUUCUCUUCAAAGUUAUCAUCUUAACACAAAAUAGGAGAAUGGGUUACACCAAACUCCCAAAAGUACUCUUCCUACUCUUCACCUUAAUUCUUGCAGCUAAAGUUAUACAAGGAGUUGAAACAAAAGGGUGGAGAUAUCAAUCCUCACAACCCCAAAGAGAAACAAGUUUGAAGGGUAGCAAUGAAUCAUGGAAAAUAAGAAAUUCUAGAAGAUUGAUGAUUGGUUCCACAGCACCAAUUUGUACUUACAAUGAAUGUAGAGGUUGCAAGUAUAAAUGCAGAGCUGAGCAAGUCCCUGUUGAAGGAAAUGACCCAGUCAAUAGUCCAUAUCACUACAGAUGUGUUUGUCAUAGAUGAUAUAAAUUAUAUUAUCAUAGUAUAGUCAUUAAUAGAUUUAUUUAUAUAACAUAAUGUUGAUUUUGUGUUCUAGUUUAGUCAAAAAAAAAAAAAAAACAAUUUUGUGUUCUAGUUCUAGUAGAAUUGAGUUUAUCUUUAACCCUUUUCUAAUUCUAGCCGUUGUUAGUGCUUGUGCUAUAAUGUUGAAAAAUAUUUGCAUUUGCUAUGUUGUCCUUCAAUUAAUAGUUAGAAGCCUAUUUGUUAUGUUUCA
Messenger RNA from Cicer arietinum (chickpea), 830 nucleotides. Its product is annotated as EPIDERMAL PATTERNING FACTOR-like protein 9. Gene Ontology annotation, biological process: positive regulation of stomatal complex development. The record is from RefSeq and is a predicted model, not a curated record. NCBI's taxonomy places the organism in Eukaryota, Viridiplantae, Streptophyta, Magnoliopsida, Fabales, Fabaceae.